UGCAAGGAUUUUAAAGUCAUUGUGUUUUGUGGUCAAAAGGUGUCAAAACCAAAAAAAGAAGACUAUUACAUAGAUAAAGUAAUAAUGGACCAUUGUACGACACUGAUUCAAGUAUCUAUAAGCUAAUAAAUUUCCUGUUAGACAAAGAAACUGUUGAAAUGGUCAGUCGAAACAAAAAAUUGCAGAUCCUGCAUUGAAAAACAAAUCAACUUUGAUGUUGUGUUUUUAGUUUCUGUCACAAAAUAUAUCUGUUUAGUGAACUUUGAAUAGAAACUUGUUAAACAAACUCUAAAUAUGACAUCCACAAAAGAGGCCACAGCUAGUUCAAAGAAAUCCAGCACGGAAAUGAUUACACCUUACAAACUUACGGUUACUAUUUUAAUAAGGAAUUAUUGGAGAUAUCGCGAAGACGAUGAAUUUAAGUGUAUGGAAGAUGAAGUUCUUCGGUGUAAAUAUAGACGUGACUUUAGUGUCCUAAUACUACGGCUUUUACAAAGCCCUGAUUUGCCAUUGAUGGAACUGAGAAAUUUAUUCACAUCAAAGAAAUAUACAUUACCAAAAACUUUAAUAGAUUCGUUCGAUCAAACCUUAGCAGACUUAGACGAGAGUGGAAUUGGUCAGUUGUUAGACAUCAUGGACAGUUUAAAUAAAAUUAUGACAUUUUCUGAGAACACCGUCAACGAUAGUAAAUCACUUUUAUCAAGUACUAGCAACAUUAUCGCCAAAACGAGCGUAGUAGGGUAUUAUUUAAGAAGAUUUAUCAUUCACUUUGAUAAACUUACAUUUUCCGAAGCAACUGGUGUGUAUGAAGCAUUUCAGAGGUACUACAACGAAUGGAGGAAGAAUUCAAAGUUUAUGAACGUACAAGAUCUUAAUUUAGAUGAGUGGCGCAGUGAUGGGGAACAAUGGUCCAGACGACAGGCCGAAUUGUUUAUAGCAACUCAAGCAGCUUUACUGGCGAACAGAGAAAGCAAAGCUAUGUCGCCUCCUGAGCUACAAAAAAGGAUCUCGAGCAUACUAAAAUCCAAUCCAGAUUUGGCUGGUGCUCAUUUCCUCUCCUAUUUAAAUUACUUGCGAGUAGAUGAAUUUUGUGGAGCCGUAGACAGCCUCUUGCAUUGCUUCGACAAAAAUGUCGAUCCGGAUGUGAAGUGCUACAACGAUGAAAAGAGUAAAAGGCACAGAUUUGCGGCUCUGAACUUGGCGAUACUGCAUUAUCAUUUCGGACACAUUGAAGAAGCACUGGCGUCCUUGAAGGAAUCGAUAAAGGUUUCUCAAGAGGCUCGCGACAACGUCUGCCUCCAACACGCCCUCUCUUGGUUAUACCGGCUAACGACCGUAAAUGAAGAUAAGUUAAUCGUCCACUGCAUACUCAAAAGUUCAGAACUGAGUUUGAGUUAUACUGCGUCACUUGGAUUGCAGACGUUUGGGCAGUACAGUUGUUUACAUUCGGGUAGAACGUAUGCAACAUUCGAGACCUUAUCGAAGAGCGACAUGAUCAACUGCCAACACAGCUACAAAGACCUCACUUCCAGCAACUACUCCAUGAAAUCUUCACUGUGGCAGCUGUAUGGUAAAACGGAGAUGUCUUCUUUAUGGAGUCAACUUUUGCUCUAUCUGAACAUCGAUUCCAGUUCUCCGAGCAAAGCUUUCUACGGCGAAGGCUUCUGUCUGGCGAUUUGUAACAUCGCUAAUCACUUACUCAUUCAGGGGGAUUACAAUUUGGUGAUUGCCGUUCUCAAUUUUGCCAAAGAGGGGUUUCCGAAUGAACCCCAGUCCCACGUAUGGAUGCUUUGCGAGAAUUUGUUUGUCUUCACUCAGGCGCUGCACCAUGAGAAUUGGGCCGAGGCAGAGUCGGCGGCUCAGAAAAUCAGAGUCAUGGACAAGUGGGAAGGUUGUCUAAGGCUAGCGGAGGUCUACUUCUAUAAACAAGACUACAGUGAAGCCGAUAACUGCAUCAACACCUUACUGAACCAAUACGAGAGCGACAGUACUUACAAGUUUAACGAUAGAUAUUAUUACGUGAGAGCUAAGAUACUAAAAGCGGAGAUCCAAUUCGCCAGCAGUUAUCCCGCUUCUGUUCCCGCUGGCAUUAUCACCAUUUUAAACAACUGUUUGAUAGAAGCGCAAUCUUGCCAGUUGGAUUAUCAAGCAGCCCUUAUUCACUUGCACAUAGCGAACACCAUGCUCGUGCUCGGUUUGACCGGACACGCUUUGAGGAUCUUGGAUAGGUGUUUGAUUCAAAUCUUAGGGCACGGCGGGUGCUUUGACAGAGCAAGGGCGACGCUGCUGUAUGUCAAGUGUUUGGUAGCGGACUCGCAUAAGUGCGGCGAUGCCGAAAGGAGCGGGAUCAUUUUGAGCUCCGCAAAGUUGCUGGAAAAGGUUAAGAAUGACUUUGAGAAGGUUGAGGCUUAUUCGAGGAUGAAAGAUGUUCUGUUUUUGCAGGCGCAACUGUACAAUUCAAUAAAUAUGAAAACCGAAAGGAAUAAAUGUGCUUUGGAAUAUAGAUUGUUGGAUGAAGAACAUACUACGAAAAAUAUUUAUACCUUAGUUAAGUAUCUUUAAUUUUGUAAGUUUUAGUUCUUAUGUUUUGUAAAUAUAUUAGUUUUGUGAAU
This is a messenger RNA of Anoplophora glabripennis (Asian longhorned beetle), 2612 nucleotides long. RefSeq names its product anaphase-promoting complex subunit 5 (gene ida). The record is from RefSeq and is a predicted model, not a curated record. Gene Ontology annotation, cellular component: anaphase-promoting complex. Lineage: Eukaryota; Metazoa; Arthropoda; Insecta; Coleoptera; Cerambycidae. Gene Ontology annotation, biological process: protein K11-linked ubiquitination; anaphase-promoting complex-dependent catabolic process; positive regulation of mitotic metaphase/anaphase transition. The transcript has 7 exons. The coding region runs from base 295 to 2562 and encodes 755 amino acids. Gene Ontology annotation, molecular function: protein binding.